GCUGACGUGACAUCUCUUUCAUAUCUCAAAAUUACACUUCUUCUUCUCCUUCUCUCCCAAACAACAACUCCAUGUUUAUAACGGAGAAACAAUUGUGGAUGGAUGAAAUCGCCGCAAGAAGAGCUUCUUCUUCUUCUUGGGACUUCCCUUUCAACGACAUUAACAUUCAUCAGCAGCGUCACUGCAACACAAGUCAUGAAUUCGAAAUCUUGAAGACUUCUCUUGGAGAUGUAUCGGCUCACGAAGAAGAGAGUAAUACUCAUAACCCUAAUUUUAGUAACAGCGAGAGUGGUAAUAAGAAGGAGACAACAGAUAGUGGUCAGUCUUGGUCUUCUUCAUCUUCAAAACCGUCGACAUUGGGGAGAGGACAUUGGAGACCAGCUGAAGAUGUUAAACUCAAAGAGCUUGUCUCCAUUUAUGGACCACAAAACUGGAACCUCAUAGCUGAAAAGCUUCAAGGAAGAUCCGGGAAGAGCUGUAGACUACGGUGGUUUAACCAAUUGGAUCCGAGGAUACACCGAAGAGCUUUCACUGAAGAGGAAGAAGAGAGGCUGAUGCAAGCACAUAGGCUUUAUGGUAACAAAUGGGCAAUGAUUGCGAGGCUUUUCCCUGGUAGAACUGAUAAUUCUGUUAAGAACCAUUGGCAUGUUAUCAUGGCUCGUAAGUAUAGAGAGCACUCCUCCGCUUACCGUAGGAGGAAGCUUAUGAACAAUAAUCCUCUUAAAACUCACCUCCCUAAUAAUCACCAUCCUAACCCUAACCCUAAUUACCACUCUUUUCUCUCCACUAAUCAUUACUUCGCCCAGCCUUUCCCCGAGUUCAAUUUGGCUCAUCACCUGGUUAAUAAUGCCCCUAUCACGAGUGACCAAAACCAACUUGUGUUUCCUUUCCAUUGCUUUCAAGGUUAUGAGAGCAAUGACACUCCCAUGGUUGUGAGUAUGUUUAGCAAUCAAAUGAUGGUCGCCGAUAACGUUGGUGCCACGUCAGACGCUUUAUAUUGGAAUGGAAGCCAAGGGAAAGAGGAACUGGAUCAUGAGCCGAUGCAUUGGAUUGGAAUGGAAGCGGUAGAUGAAGAGGUGGUCGAGAAGGCUAAGCAGCAACCACAUUAUUUCGAUUUUCUUGGCUUGGGGACGGCCGCUAGUGAAUCUUGAACACAUUGCUGUUAGUCAUGUUUGGCCUUUCUGUUGCACAUGGACAAACCAAGAUUCAAGUAAUAGUCCAUGUGUUUACGUUAAAUACUAAACUGUAGGUUGUUGUGUGUUGUUGGCUGUCUAGUGUAAUAACAGUCCAUAAAUUAUCGUUUUUUUUCUUUCAUAAUUAUUAACUAGAGAGAUUGUUACUUACAUAUAAAAAAAAAGAUGAUUCUUUUAUGAUGAA
This is a messenger RNA of Capsella rubella, 1377 nucleotides long. Its product is annotated as transcription factor MYB117. The transcript has 3 exons. The coding region runs from base 72 to 1151 and encodes 359 amino acids. Gene Ontology annotation, biological process: regulation of DNA-templated transcription. Gene Ontology annotation, molecular function: DNA-binding transcription factor activity, RNA polymerase II-specific; RNA polymerase II cis-regulatory region sequence-specific DNA binding. The record is from RefSeq and is a predicted model, not a curated record. Gene Ontology annotation, cellular component: nucleus. NCBI's taxonomy places the organism in Eukaryota, Viridiplantae, Streptophyta, Magnoliopsida, Brassicales, Brassicaceae.